Messenger RNA from Malassezia sympodialis ATCC 42132, 2739 nucleotides. It is a transcript of the gene SWE1, whose product is annotated as tyrosine protein kinase SWE1. Gene Ontology annotation, biological process: negative regulation of G2/MI transition of meiotic cell cycle; protein phosphorylation. Lineage: Eukaryota; Fungi; Basidiomycota; Malasseziomycetes; Malasseziales; Malasseziaceae. The record is from RefSeq and is a predicted model, not a curated record. Gene Ontology annotation, molecular function: protein tyrosine kinase activity; ATP binding. Gene Ontology annotation, cellular component: nucleus; cytoplasm.
AUGGAUCACACGGGAUCGCCACCCUCAAAUGGCACUGGGCCAAUCCCUGCUAUGUAUGCUACAAAUACACCCAAUACAUCAGUAUCCUUCCGCAAUGUGCGACCGUUGCAGACCGCGUUCAAGACCAACGGUCUCGUAUCGAAGAAGCGGCGCAGUCUAGGUGGUGAUGUUAGCUUGUCUGAUAUUUGCCGUUCAGGUAAUGACUCAGAUGCGAAAGGUCCAGAGCCAAUGCGCUCUGCACCGUUGCUUUCUGUCUCGGAAACUGGUGCUGACCAGCCCGCUGUGAUGGCUCGCCCCCUGCGUGAGGUGGUCGAAGCUGCGAUGGCCAACCGUUCUUUCAGUGCUGCUUGUCCACAUCAUGCGGCCACCAUGCCAGAUACCCCAAUGAAGCCGUCCUUUGGAAUGAACACAGCGGCCACGACCGUGCGCAUGCAUCGACGAGGAUGCUCGAUGGGUGGCGCAUUCCCAUCGCAUUCUCCCCUCUUCUUAACCUCCCAGCGCUCUCCCAGCGUGUCUAUGCAGCCCUUAGCUCCGCAGUCGGAGAUGCGACCCACCCAUGGCCGCACACAAUUGCGUCGCAGUCGGCAUAUGCGCUCUGUCAGCGAGCGCAUUGCCAUGCCGCGAGACAUGUUUUCCCUCGGACCGCCCAGACGCCUUGAAGACGCUGAUGAUGUGUUUGAUUCGCCCAACAAAUCACCGAUCAGGACAAUGCCAGACUCGGCUAUGCAAGAUUCACUACCGGCGCUGCGGUCAGAGCAGCCGACGCAAAGCUCGCGAUGUGCGGGAUUUGCACCCGUGGGCCUAACACAGAAUGAUCGAUCUUUUGAAGAUGUGCCCCCUCCUGCGUCGCCGCUUGAGUCUGGUUUCAGCGAUAGCGGACCGUCGUCGAUGGACUCGCCCAACAACCUGUUUUCUGCGCGAGCAUCUGGCGAGCCCCGGCAAUCGACACCACAGUGGCAUGCCAAUGAAAGUCCGCCUCAUCCGGUUCCUUUUGAUGCUUCCAGUAUUGCGCGUCCGUCUCGCGACUAUACGCGGGCCUGGGUGGAAAACACUCCUACAGGCGCACGUGGUCCUGCAGGGGCUUUGCUUUCGAUCCCGAGCGGUCAAGACGAGCUCCUGGAGGGUGCUCCCGACACUCCUACUCGCAAACAAUUGAAGUGGUACGAGGCUGCUCAGUCGCCGCUGCCCCAAAAAAUGCACAAAGACAAAACGCGACCGCGGCACUCGCAACCUGUGCGUUUCAGCACGCCUGCUCGACCUAGUGUCAAUGUGCUAGGGUAUAGCGCACCAGCUGCGCGAUACCGCGAGUCCCGCACUAGCCAGUUUGAAGAGCACUUUGUUGUGGAUGGUGUCUUGGGAGCGGGUGAGUUUAGUGAAGUGGUGAAGGUGCGUGAGAAAGCUACAGGGUACGUAUCUGCCGUCAAGCGCAUGAAGCGGCCCUUUCUGGGUCCCAAGGAUCGGGUACGUCGACUGGAAGAAGUCGAUGUGAUGUGUCUGCUGAAGCAGCGUCGCAGCACCUGGACAAACAGUUGGUUUGGUGCCGAAGGGGUAGUUGAUCUACUGGAUGCCUGGGAAGAAGAGGGCUUUCUCUUCAUCCAGACAGAACUGUGUCCGCUAGGUUCCUUGGCAUUUGUCCUAGCCGAGUAUGGACGCCAGGUGGGUGCACUGGAUGAGGCCCGUCUGUGGAAAGUUUUGGCGGAGCUCUCAGCAGGUAUUGACUUCAUCCAUCGGUGUGGUGUGUUGCACCUUGACUUGAAGCCCGCCAAUAUCCUCAUUACUGAGGUCGGCACUCUGAAGAUUACUGACUUUGGCAUGGCGACGCGUUGGCCACGUUGUACGGCCCAGGAGGUUCUGGCAGGCGCACACCUGGAGACCCACAAGUUUCUUCCGCAGGAAUUGUCGGACACGUCUCAGUCACCCUCACUACAGGGCAUGAUGCCUGGUGCUGCGGCAGUGCAACACCUCCCGCGACGCAUGACGCGCAGGCGUCACUCAAGUCCUAUAAUGGUCAUGGAGCGCGAGGGCGAUCGCGAGUACAUUGCGCCUGAGGUCAUCUUUGAGUCCAAAUACGGCAAACCUGCCGACAUCUUCAGCCUAGGUUUGAUAAUGCUCGAAGCGGCGUGCAGCGUAGAGCUUCCUGACAAUGGCGAGCCGUGGCACAAAUUGCGAUGCAAUGAUUUUUCGGAUGUCAACCUGGAGAGCCUGAGCCCAGCGAUGCAGACGAUGAUUACAUCCAUGCUGCAGUCCAAUCCGAGUAUUCGACCCACAGCGACAGAGAUUGUUGAUAUGCCAUCGCUAGCUGUGGUUCGUGCCUGGAUGUGUCGUGGUCUUCAAGCCAACGAGCUGGAUCAGCUUCCAUCGCUAGGCUCCAGCGACGGCCCUGCGCCACCCUCGCUGUACCCCCUACCGCCAUCCAAUUAUUACGAGCCACCACAUAAUGGCGUGCUUGGAUCAGAUCGUAUGGUGGUACGAAUCCGUGGCUCGAUGAUUCAAGAAGACGAGGUGGCAUUUUUGGCCGAAGUCCUGCAAGCGGCGGAUGCGCGCGACACGUCCCCUGAUACAUCGACAUCGCUCAUGACCGAAGACUCGAUCCAGCCGGAGGCGCCGAGCCUACCCAUGUCGCCUGUCGUGCAACCCUAUGCACCUGUACUGCUUUCUCAUCCAAGAUCCUUUGUGGAUGGGUCGGUAUCCACCGUUAUGGACAUUGACAAAGCGCUUCCCCUAGAUCGCUCUUUGUAA